Messenger RNA from Triplophysa dalaica, 1346 nucleotides. Its product is annotated as beta-1,3-galactosyl-O-glycosyl-glycoprotein beta-1,6-N-acetylglucosaminyltransferase 4-like. The record is from RefSeq and is a predicted model, not a curated record. NCBI's taxonomy places the organism in Eukaryota, Metazoa, Chordata, Actinopteri, Cypriniformes, Nemacheilidae. Gene Ontology annotation, cellular component: membrane. Gene Ontology annotation, molecular function: acetylglucosaminyltransferase activity. The coding region runs from base 1 to 1218 and encodes 405 amino acids. The transcript has a single exon.
AUGAUUGCCCUUAUGUAUGUUUCGGGAAUCAUAUUUUCAAGAGUAAGUCAAGAUGAUGAUCACGGAACAACAGGACUGUUUAAGAGACCAAGACUGACAGUAAAAUAUGGCAUUAAUUGCUCAGCAAUCUAUAACUUGGAACCUGUCGAACUGGGAAAAUCUUUAAUUGUCCGUAAAAACAAAAGCUAUGUGGGGCCUUCUGACAUGAAUAUUGUGAAUGGCACCGCUGACUGUGUUCGGUUUGUUGUAUCAGAGAGUUUUGAUGUGAAACAAGGCUCUGAGUUUGAGCGUGAGUUUCCUCUUGCUUACUCUUUGGUUGUUUACAAGAAUGCUGAUCUAGUGGAGAGAUUAUUAAGGGCCAUUUAUAUGCCACAUAAUGUUUAUUGCAUACAUUAUGACCAGAAGUCUUCAGAUGACUUUAAAUCAGCAUUGCAAGGACUGGCCCGCUGCCUCCCUAACGUCUUCAUUUCCUCAAAACUGGAGAGGGUGCAGUAUGCUAGCAUCUCACGCCUCAAAGCGGAUCUCAAUUGCCUGUAUGAUCUUCUGGAGUCUGAGGUCAAGUGGAAGUAUGUCAUCAACCUGUGUGGUCAGGACUUUCCUCUGCGGACGAAUGCAGAACUGGUGAUAGAUCUAAAGAUGCUUAAAGGAAUGAACAUGGUGGAAACCAGACAACCUGGCAUGAAGAUACGGCGCUGGAGUUUUCAUUAUGUCCUUAAGAAUAACAAAUCUGAAUACUAUAAGUCACCUCACAAAACUUUUAAAAAGAAACCUCCUCCACCUCAUAACAUAGAAAUGUUUGUGGGCAGUGCAUACUUUACACUCUCACGGGAAUUUGCACUUUUUGUUCAGUGGAGUCCUCUAGCCAGAGAUUUCUUGCUUUGGUCUGAGGACACAUACUCACCCGAUGAACAUUUUUGGGCAACUCUGGUUCGUGUGCCGGGAGCACCAGGAGAGGUGAUGAGAUCUGACCCCAACAUCACGGAACAGACAAGUAAAACUCGCCUGGUGAAAUGGUUGGCUUUGGAAGCUAUUCUUUACCCACCAUGUACUGGAAAGCACAUACGGGCUGUGUGUGUUUAUGGUGCUGCUGAGCUCAGAUGGCUUUUAAACUACGGUCACUGGUUUGCUAAUAAAGUGGACUCAAACACAGAUCCUAUUCUUAUUGAAUGUUUAGAAGAGAGGCUUUUAGGAAAAUGGGGAAGGUCAAAAUUACAUUAAAAUUAUAUAUAUAUUUCAUUGAGUCUUUUGGAAAUGCAUUUGGACCGUUGUUAAUUCAAUUGUAAGUUCUGUGUAUUUAAUAUUUAAAUUAAAGCAUAAACGGUGUGUUACUGUGUAAAAUGCUUAAC